Messenger RNA from Cinara cedri, 9744 nucleotides. Lineage: Eukaryota; Metazoa; Arthropoda; Insecta; Hemiptera; Aphididae. The record is from the annotation of a GenBank genome assembly.
AUGGAAAGCGAUUUGGGAGUGAUCGCCGUUGUCUACUUAUCAAUGUUUUUGGACAAUGUACUGCUGACCGUUGUUGGUGAGUUAAUAAUAAUUUUAGUGAUAAUAUUUUAACCGUCAAUAAACAUUACCUAACGAUAUCAUGACGCGUGUUUUAUUAUUUGUAAUCUGUAAAUAUUUACUAUUGUGUUGUUUAACAUUCACAUUUAAAUAAUAUGUUACGUUUUUUACUGUAGUAAUUCGACUAAAAAUGAACGCAGAGACCUGCAACAUUCCCGGAAUACUUAUACCGCAUUUUAUAAACGCGGUAGAAUGUUUAAAAUAUUUUGGAGAUUCUAUAGAUAAAUUACUAUAAUAGGCAUUUCACGUUUUUUUUUUUUUUAGAUCAUUUAUUAUUAUGAUUAAAAUUCCGUAAACUUUUCCGUUAUUUCUACAUUUUUCCCGGUUACAUGGAAAACUCCAAGAAAAAACGACCUCUUCAAAGUAUCAACUACAUUUAAAACGCUACGAAAAUGCUCUCUCUUUUUCUUUUUACUCAAAACCUCAAAUAAUAUAAAACGAAAUACGAGAUGCUUGUUACUUUUACACGUCGACAACGAAUAUUAACUAUGUUCAAAACAAAAAAACCAACAUAAUUUUACGCAGAGUAAAAAGUAAAUUAAAAUUAUUUAUACAUUUGUAUACGUUACUGCAUGGUUUAUUCUAUAAUAUUGAGAAUUUAUUGAAUAGAAUAUAACGUGUGAAAACAAUGAUAAUAUGCAGUGCAAAAAUAAAUUAUUCGAAAACAAUAUUUAUCACCAGUCAGUUUAAUUCGAUCGUAACGAAACGAAAAGAAAAACCUUUACAGCAUAAAUACUGUAGCUCAGUUAACGAUCGUAAAUUAAAGUAAGUAACUAUUAAACUAUACAUAUUAUACUUUCACUCUCUUCCGUAUAAUAUAUGGGUAGUUUUUAUACGUUCGAUAAAAUAUGUUUCUAAUAUCCGGGGGCGAGCCGUAUACUUUCAAGAUGUCAGGGUAUUAUUUUUAGGGUGUUCUUCGACCGGCACGUUUUAAUAUAUUUCCCGUGUAUACGAAAUGGACCGGAGUAUAACAUAUAUCAACCGCGUUAAUUUUUAUCUUCCGAUACACCGAUUUUCGUUUCCAUAUAUAUAUAUAUAAAUAGGGUAUUUUCGUAUUAUUUAUACGUAUUAAACGUGUGUACCUAUCCAUACCUAUUGUAUUCUCGACUUAUCGUUAGUAAUAUACUCUAUAGUGAUAACCGUAUUGUAUUCGCUUUGAUAUUUAUAUAAGUGCGCGUUAUACCAAUAACACGUGUAGUCCAGAGUGUAUGAAAUACUUUUAAUGCGCAAUGUAAAUAACAAAAGUAAUUCGCUUAUGAAGCGCCCACGAUGUUCUAUUAAAUAAUAUUCUGUUGGGAAAAAAAAAACUCUACAUUUAACCGUAACACACCUUUCGCUGUAUUAUUUUAUAGUGUUGUAUUACAUAAAAAUAAACUAGGUACUUACGUCUAUUGUCAAUAUAUCGAAGUGGAAAAGGCGAGAAAAAUUCCAGUGUUAAGGUUAUUUCAAUAAUAAAUAAAACUAUUGUGUGCCCCCACGUGCAGAAAAAACGCGUCAAUCUCAAACUCGUAAAUUAUCCGUCGGAGAGCAGUUGUGUCAGUUUACAUUAAGACUGAUUCGUGUUCAUCAUGGCAAAAACGGUGACUUUUAAUAGAUUAGAUUAGAUAUCAGUGGCGUAGCAAGAGUUUUGGGCACGGGGGACAUGCCUGCCCCUCGCCCCAUCAGCCAUAUUUUUCAAUAUAUUUACUAUAAUCAAUUCAAGUUAAUAUUACAUGUGUAGUUGAUGUGUACAUUUUGUUUUCACAUUUCAUUGAUUAAGUAAGUACUGUAAACAAAUGUUUUUCAACUUCCAAUUUAUUUAUUUUAUUUAUUUUUUUUUUUUUUGGCAUUUUUCCUUCUUGAAGUCACAGAUGUAUAAUAAUACAUAUAUAUUAUUUUUAUUCAAUGUACAAUUUUUUUUUUUUUUUUUAGUAUUGUUAAUAAUACCUACCGUUUUAAUAAUAUUGUAUUACAGUACCGAUUAUUCCUGAACACUUGUACAUUCAAUGGAUCGCCAAUAAUACGUCUAAUACCGCGAACAAUGUAACGAGAACCAGAGCAGACCAACCGCUUCUUCCUGGGUAGUUACUUAUGACUUAUAUAAUUAAUACCUAAGCAUUUAUUAUUAAUUAUCUGAAACCUAACGAUUGUUCACAAUCGUUUUAGUUCUUUAAUGAAAAUUAAAUUACAAACCCUGGAAAACGAAAACGAAACAAUAGGUCUGCUGUUGUCUUCAAAAGCGAUAGUACAGUUGUUUAUGAAUCCUGUGGUGGGCGUUUUAACGUCCUACGUCGGAUACAACUUGCCGAUAUUCCUCGGUUCAAUUCUCCUGGUCGUAAUAUCAGUUUGUAAGUUAAAUAUUUUCUUACCUGUAUACGUGUGAAAAAAUCAAAAAAAAAAAAUAUCACUUAAUGUUGAUAAUUUAAAUCAUUAAAAAAAUUUUAAAAAUGCAUCCCUUGCUACGCUCCGAAAAGUACCUGUGUAUAAGUAUAUUCUAAACUAUCUAAAAAAAAAAACUCUGAAAUGCAGCAUAGAAUCCAAUACAUUUCGAUAAAUUGUAUUUUUAUUGAAAGUUAACAAAAACGUAUACAAUUAUUGUAAUUUAAUUGAUAUUAAAUUAUAGUGCCUGAAGCAGUUUUUUUUUUUUUUUUGUAAGAAGCAUGCUAAAAAAAAUAAAACAUAGCAAAAUUAUUAAUAUAAGAUAUCUGAAAAUCAAAUGUAACAAAAAAUAUAUAUUAAUUUCGAAACUGAAUUUAUCGCUACUUUAUUCGAACUUUGUACUUAAAAUAUCUUACAAGCUAAAAAGAAAACAUCUGUUUCAAAUCAACUCCCAUUAGUAUACCUUACAGUAGCGUUCCACUAGCCAGUGAGUGUUUAUAACUCCCCAUUCCUAAAAAUGUCUCCACUAAAUACUUUUUAAGUGUUAAUUUAUGGAAAAUUGACAUUUUUUUAAGUGAAUGGGAGGAUUGCAAAAUUAACCCCUCCCUCAAUUUCUUUUCCGGCCAAGCCAUUUAAAACUAUUAUAACUUGUAAUGUCUUGUAAGUUAUAAGCAUUAUUAUAAAUUAUAUCGAUUUGUUAAAGUUAAUUGUAUUUAUAUUUUUUUACUUACAGUGUUCGCAUACGGAGACACGUUCAUUGCAUUACUAGUUGCUAGAAGUCUUCAGGGCACUGCAUCGGCGCUCAUCGGUGUGUCUGGUACCUACACUAUAAUUUUAUAUCACUUUAUUAUAACAAUCUUCGUAAUCAUAUGUAACGAAAUGUACAUACAUAGACUAUUAAAUGCCAUCAGGAAUGUGCUUGAUAGCUGAUCAAAAACACAUGUCCGAUUUGAAACGCAGCAAAGUUAUGGGACUAGUCAUGGGAAGCAUCGCCUUGGGUGUGCUGGUCGGUUAUCCGUUCGGCGGCAUACUCUACGAUUUCGUCGACAAGUCUACCCCUUUUAACAUUAUAAUAUGUGUUAUCGCGUUCGAUUUAGGUGAGUGUUACAUCCAGUGAUGAACGAAAUAAAAAAAAAUACAAAAAUCCAACUAGUAACAUUAUAAAAACCGUAUUCGUUUGUACGGGCAAUUUUGGAAACGUGUACAAUUUUAAUUACGUUAACAAGUCAUACUUAGAUUUUCGUAACACAAGUUUUGGUGGCUUAAAUCUAAUGAAAAUAAAACAAUUUAAUAAUGUAACGUUAAAAAUGUUUGGAAUGUUAAAAUCAUAAUUUUUCAGUAAUAUCCCAAAAUUCGUAUUUUAGUAUAGUUUUCCGAAAUUGUAUUUAUCCACGUUUCUAAAGUUUAACUUGUGCAUUCGUAUUCUAGACAGCAAUAAUUAAUAGUAAAUAACGUUCACCAGUACGAUUUUAUUGACCAACACACCAUAAAAUAUUGUGCCAAUAGAUUACCUAACCAAAACCAUUUUACAUUAUACUGUUGGCAUAGGCUAAAUAAAUAAUUAUACACAUACCUGCAUCGAAAUUGACUAUACUACAACGCCUGGCAAAAAAAAAACUAUAUUACCACAUUUUUCACCGGAAGUUUUUUUUACGCAUAGAAUUGCCGUAUCAUUCGAUGAAUUUGGUAAAUAUUUUAGAUUCUGAGUGUAGUGAAGAAUUUAUUGGUUUUGCGGUAAUGUUUUUAGUUUUAUUUUUGUUUACACUAUGACAAAAAUGUCUACCAUUACUCUCGUCCGAUACGUACGUGUAGCACCAUUUCAGAAAAGAAAUAUUCUCUAGAUUGUACUUUGAGGAAGUAAUUUUCUAUUCAUCUAAGCGGUUUUCAUAAUAUCAAGAAAAAUCCGGAAUAAAACAUAAGAAAAAAAAGAAAUUUAUGAAAAUAAUGUUUUUAUAAUUCAGUUAAAAAUAUUCGUAAUGACUUGAAAUUCAGACAGAAAACUUAUAUUUGACUUUUCUAGGGGUGGUAAAACUUUAAAAAUAUUUGAGCCAUAUUUUAGCUAUUUAUAGAAAUGUCAAUUUUGUAAGUAAUUUUUAUUUGGUAUGUACUCUAUGGAUAAAAUUGUUGACUAAACAAAAACACUUGGCAAUUGAACAGGAGGUUAGUUAUAAGUCGUAAUUUGUGGUCAAAAUAAAACAAAAUUGAACUUAACGUAGUAUAUUUUUUUAUGCAAAUGUUGACGAAAAUCGAUUUAGUAAAAAAUCAUUUCAAACAAAUGUAUAGUUACUGGUCCAUACAAAUCGUCUCAAUAUACUUAUUUAUUUAACUAUAAUAUGGCAUAUAAAUUGUUAAAAAAGCAAUACUAUUAACUGAGCUCCGCUCGGAAUCGCUUUUCGUGUAAUCUUUCCUUACAUACUUACUUUAAAUUUACCUCUGUAUGGUAUUUUUCAAACUUUUUAACGAAAACAGUGGUCCACCCAACGUACGAAGUAUGUCCGUCUUUUUACAAAUAUGUUUGAUUUAGAUUAGCGGGUAUAUUAUAAUUAAUACGAACCGAGCACACGACGAUCGAACAACGAACAAAUCUGAUAAUAUACUUAUAAUACUGAUAAUACUUCGCGGAAAUUACUCCUCUAUAAGAUUUAUGUAUUUAUUCGGUACAGGCCGAAGCACAAAAACAAUGUUAGUAACACAACCGGAACAACUAAAACUCAACUAGGACUUAAAACUAACUAUAACUACGGUGCAAGAUUAUUUGCGAAAAACAGUGAAAGAUGAUUUCGUCGUUUGAUGCGACGUAAGCAUUAAUAAAACAUAAAUUUAUUUUAUUGUCACUCGACUGUACACUAUUUUAAUUAAAUCAAAUAUAAUCAUACGUUUGAGUGCGUUUUAAAUGCAAUUUCGCUGUAAGCCUAUUAAAACCGACUUAGUUAAAUUAUAACUCGAAACUAAUAACACCGUCGAGACGUACCUUAUUAAUUUCGUCAUUUUAUACUGACGAAAAUAUAAAUUCAUUUUCCUAACUCGGAAUCGAUCAAAAAGAAAAACAAUCGUUUAUAAUAGCAAUCCGCGUACCUGUGCUGCGCACAACGUUCGGCAAACAAAAUAAAAUACAAUACACUUAGUCUGACGUUAUUGAUUACAGCGGGACAUGUGUGCAUAAGAUAAUAUGAUAUUGUUUUUCUUUUUACAGGUCUACAACUGUAUAUUUUUAAUUUGAAUCCCAUAAAACAGGUGAAUAUAAUAUUUAAACGAUUAUUUCAAUUAUUCUGUUGAACGAUAAUAUUCAUAACUAGGGCUUGAGACUUUAUGCAUUUAAAAUCCGUAGAAAACAGCUUAGAAACAUCAAAUGAGCCCUGAAAAAAAUUUGAAAAGCAAAAACUACAAGGGCUUAAAGGUGUUUAAAAUGUCCACCCCAGCCCCCUACCCCCAAUAUCAGCUCUGGGCAUUAAUUGCAAUUUUCUAACAAUACACAAAACGAUUUAUACAAAAUAUGUUUUUUUUAUAAUAAUUACCAUUUUACCAUGAACAUCGGCGACUUUUCAACGUUCUUUUUUCGUUAUUCAAAAUAUUUUUUCCCUCGUUUAAAUCAUCUAUAGUACCUAUCUGUAUAAACCCUCAGUACGUUCCCCGGUCUAUUUUCUCUGGAAAAAACUUUUUAUUUUUAUUAUUUACCAAAUAUUCUAUGGCUUUCGCUUAUUUUUCCACUUCCAUUUCUUUCCAGAGCUCAGUCUAUUUCCAACCUUCUAAUAAACGUUAUAUUACUUUUCGCCGUCGUCUCUCAAUUUAUAAUAUUAUUUCGAGUAAUUUCAACGUUAAUAUUAUUACGUAACAAUAAAUACACACUAUUUCGUACAAUUAUAUUUUCAUUUCUAGCUGUGAGACUUCUAACGUUUUUUGGAUUUUUUUUUUUUUUGCUCUAUAGGCGAACUCUAUCAAGGAGAUGUUACAAUUAAAGCAAACACGUUGUAACAACCAUCAGGUGCCUAAUAACAAUACUUUAACGUAAAACAAACAAAUUUCUUUUUAUACAGAGUGUCUCACGAAGAUAUACGCAUUGUUAUAUCUUGGAAGUAAUAAAUAUAAUCAAAGAAUGUUUUUUUUUUUUAUAUAUAUUACUCACAGAGAUAAGGACUACAAAUAUUUAUAUUGUAAUUAAUGUUUCAUGUUUUGAUUAGAAAUGUAAAAAAUAACUUUUAUUUUGUUAUUUUCGAAAAAUUUGAAAAUGACCAUAGAGUUUUUUCUUUUGAACGUUUUGACUUAUCAACUUUCUAUUUUCAUUAAGUUCGUGAUUUUAAAUAUUUUUUUAAAUUUCAGAGAAAAAAAGUGUACAGUUAAUUAAUCGAAAUAAUAAUAAUCAAUUAGAGAAUGCGAUUACAGUCUGCUGCAUAAUUUAAAUAAUUAUUAAAAAUCACGAACUUAAUGAAAAUAAAAAAUUAAUACGUCAAAAUGUUUAAAAGAAUAAACUCUAUGGCGGUUAUCUUCAAAUUUUUCGAAAAUAAUAAAAUAAAAAGGUUUUUUUUUUUAUUUUUUACCUAAACACAAAAAAUAAAUUGUCAUAUAAACAUUUGUAGUCCUUAUUCCGGUGAGUAAUACAAAUAAAAUAGAAUUUGGUUAUCCUUAAUUUUUCCAGAGAUAUUACAAUGGGUAUAUUCGUGGGAUACCUUGUAUAAUAAUACUUAUUAUUUAUUUCGAUUAUAAUGUUUUUGGGUCACAAUGAGAAAUUAUUUAAAAUAUCGUCGAUAAUUGUUACAAUAUAGUCUCACUUCAACAACGAAAAUUGGAAAGAUCUCCUAAAAGACGGCUAUAUACUGCUGAUCAUUUUCGCUAUUUGUAUAACGUCGUCGGCCAUGGCCAUUUUGGAGCCUUUUUUACCGAUUUGGCUCAUACAAAUUAUAAAUCCCGAAGUAAGACGGAACUCAAUCGUAACUUGAAAAAAAAUACCCUACAAUAUAUUUUACGAUGACACGACGUUACAUUAUUUCAGAAAUGGCAAUUGGGCACUGUAUUCAUUCCGGAUAGCCUUGGCUAUUUGAUCGGCACGAAUUUUUUCGGCAGUCUGUCGUACACGUUGGGCCAAUGGAGAGUGGCCGUAAUGGCGACUUUACUAGUCGGUAUAUCGGCAAUCAUGGUAAGGUAGUCCGUAUUGUCGACCGUAUUUGCACGUAAUAAUAAAAACGCUUUUUCCAGUAUAGAAUUGUAAUUGGUAAUAAACUAAAACGUCGACAAAUGUUAGAUUUUCUCGUUUAAUUUAAUGGGCUUUGAAAAAUUACAUGUUCGAAGAAUCGCUCCGCGAGUGUUUAAUCGUCUGCUUAAAAAAAAAAAAAAACUUUCGGAGAAACUAUUAAUCGUUUGUACUGUCCAAAGAGUAUUUUUGUGGCACAAAAAAAAAAAAAAAACACACAUCGUUAAAAUGAAUUACUGGUUUCUUUUGCGGUCCAUUAAGAAACUACGUACACGAUUUUGCUCAUUCGAAUAGUUUACUGUGGACGGCCAGAAGAACGAUGUUAGUCGAUUACUAGGCAAUUUUCGAUUGUGUGAAAAUUACAAUUUUUUUUUUUUAAAAAAAAAUAAUAUUUACAAUCUAUGUUUCGAGCAUGUUUCUAUAAUAAGCAGAUCCGACAACUUGACACAUAGGAGGAGAGGAGCUAUCCGUUGGUAGAACCCAGCAUUAUUUGUUUAUUUCAUUUAACCAACCAGCAGGUCACGACACCAUUUUUAUUGAAGUCGUCGAGUGGGAUUAUCAGGAAGUGAAUUCGAAGCAAGUUCAGCGAUUAGAGGAUUUGAGUGUGACUGUAGUUUGGAAUUAAAUUUUUUAUAAUGUUUUUAGGCCAGUUGGUUUGGUUAAUACAAUUUAAAGAAUUAUUAUAUUGUUUUAAGAUACCGGCCGCUACGACUAUCGUGGGACUCGUUUGCCCGCAUUUCGGCUUGGGCUUGGGCAUCGGUAUAGUAGACUCCGCUUUGGUCCCAAUGUUGGCCAAUUUGGUGGACACCAGACAUCCAAACUUACACUACGGGUCAGUGUACGCGCUUCAACAGACGGCCGUCAGUCUUGCAUAUUCCAUCGGUAAGAAGAUACACAUACAAAUUUUAGAUUCGGAGUGGAGCGAAGAAGCUUACGAUUGCACAAAGAUACUGUACAACAAUAUGUUGUACAAUAUAUAUAUAUAUAUACAAAAUUGGACAGCAAUUUUGCUCCGAUUUACAAUGAUAGCACUUUUUUUCAAAGGAAAUCUGACUCAGGAGGUACUUAAAUUUGGUCAUUUUUUAAUUUUCUCGGGAGUUUUCUUAAUAAAUGGAAAAAAACCGGGGAAAAACAAAACAUAGGGUAAAUGGAAGAAUAAGUACAAUAUUUAACAGAUAUUGUUUAAAAAAAUAUAUGAUACCUAUGUAAUUAUUUCACCAUAAUAUGGCACAUAUAUAUUGUUGAUAAAGCAACAUUAUCGACUGAAUUCCGCACAGAAUCGUUUUCUCUUUAGCAAUGGUUUUUCGUUGUUUACAGAUAUACGUUGAAUUUCCCCACUUCUACCCUCCCAAAUUUUUUUAUUACAAAUAUAUACUUUGACUACACACUGGUCAUUGGCCGCGAUUACAAAUCAGUUUUUAGAAUACCGUACAAAUUAUAAAUGCACGUGUUCGUUUUUCAAAUAACAUAAUCGUGUGCGAGUAUAUAUGAUCGAAUUGAUAACGUUCGAAUUUAACGGCGCUAAUAAUACGGGUACAAAAUAUUAAAAUCUCAACUAAACGUAAAUAAAUUCGUAAAAUACAUUGUCAUCGAAUUGACCCCGUACGGAGAACGUGCGUUUAUAUUUUGUAAAAACGAGAUGAUAUUUUUUUCAAUUAAUUUUUCACAUUUUUUUUUUAGUAGUACCGGCUAUUAAAAAACGUCAAAGUCCGUGACUACCGCCGGGAACUAUCUUAUUUUGUUAUUUUUUUUUCUUUUUAUGAUUCAAGGUCCUAUUAUCGGUGGCAGAUUCGUGAAAACCAUUGGGUUCCCGUGGUUGAUGCGAACUGUAGGAAUCAUAAACGUAUUAUAUUGUGGCAUGCUGGUUAUUUUGAGUAAAGUUUCCAACAACGAAAUGGAAAAGGUACGAAACAAUACGAUCAAAUUUAAACUGUUGUUAUAUUAAUAGUUUUUUAUUUUUUUUUUAUUUGCAGAUAAAUAGCGGUACAUCUAUAACCGAUUACAAAUCCACAAGUGCUGUCGUAUCGUUCUUCAACAAGCCGAUCGCUUAUGAAAAACUCGACGACACCGCGACCGCGAAUUAG